UUUCGCAGCUGGCGGGCCCCGCCUUGGUCCUUCCGCGUGAGUGGGGAGAGCGUAAGGGGAGGCGAAAUGGGGGCGAGGGGGCGGAGGAAGAAGGCGGUGGUGCGGCCGCGGGCGGAGGAAGACGCCGACUACCUGCAGUGGAAGUCUCGUAUCCCGCUUAUCUACGACUGGUUCACCAAUCACAACCUGGCCUGGCCCUCGCUCUCCUGCCGGUGGGGUCAGCAAUUGGAACAAAAGACAUACAAGAACAAUCAACGUCUCUUCUUCUCUGAGCGGACGGAUGGGACUUAUCCAAACACUCUUGUUGUUGCAAAUUGUGAAGUUGUGAAACCAAGGGUUGCAACUGCAGAACAUAUAUCUAUGUUUGAUGAAGAGUCACAAUCUCCCUAUGUGAAAAGGAUAAAAACAAUUGUACACCCUGGUGAGGUUAAUAGAAUCAGAGAAUUUCCUCAGAAUAGUAGAAUUGUUGCAACACACACAGACAGUCCUGAAGUAUUUAUUUGGGAUGUUGAUGCACAGCCUGAUUGUGGUGAUAGACUUGGGGAUGCAGAAUGCCAGCCAGAUUUGAUAUUGAAAGGGCAUCAAAGUAAUGCAGAAUAUGCUCUUGCUAUGUGCAAUUCUGAACCUUUUGUACUUUCUGGAGGGAAGGACAAGUUAGUUGUUUUGUGGUGUAUAAAUGAUCAUGUAUCUUCUUUAUUAAAUUCUGCAUCGACUGCUUGCCUGGGAUUGUUGAAUGGAAGCCUUAACUAUAAUCACUCUAAGGGGGCUACAAAUUUGAAGGCAUCUUGCACUCCCACAGUUGCACCCAGAGCCAUGUUCCAUGGGCAUGUGGAUACUGUUGAAGAUGUUCAGUUCUGCCCUUUAAGUCCACAGGAAUUUUGUAGCGUUGGUGAUGAUUCUUGCCUAAUCCUGUGGGAUGCUCGUGUUGGGACCAAUCCCGCUCUUAAGGUUGAAAGGGCUCAUGAUGGUGACAUUAACUGUGUUGAUUGGAACCCUUUUGAUGUAAAUCUUCUCUUAACUGGGUCUGCAGACUCCUCUGUUAAAAUGUUUGAUCGGCGAUGUAUGACUACUGGAGGUAUCGGGUCAUCUGUGCAUACAUUUCAACAUCAUAGAGCUGCUGUUCUUUGUGUGCAGUGGUGUCCAGAUAAAUCAACAGUUUUUGGAAGUGCUGGAGAGGAUAAUUUCCUCAACAUUUGGGACCAUGCAAAGGUUGGUGCUAGUGAUGAAUAUUCUAGACCUCCAGGUUUAUUCUUUCAACAUGCUGGGCACAGGGAUAAAGUUGUGGAUUUCCAUUGGUGUGAAACUGAACCAUGGACAAUAGCCAGUGUUUCUGAUGACUGUGCCAGGGUCAAUGGUGGUGGGACUCUACAGUUGUGGCGCAUGAGUGAUUUUAUCUACAGGCCCAUGGAAGAAGUUUUGGCAGAGUUAGAGACUAUCAAAGAACAAAUCUGCUAUUCAACCGAGGCAUGAAUGUAUGAUUAUGUUCUUUUCAUUCCUUUUUCCCCCCGUUAUUCUCUGAGAACAUGAGGUAAAUAAUUUAGAUUUUAUGUUCUUAGGAAAUGAACCCUAAAUUGGCUUAGUAGAGGUAACUUUGAAUCAGUUCCACUCGAACCAAGUGUCAUGAUAAUCCAUUUACCAGGCAUUUAUGAUACAAAACUUUGGUUCCACA
Molecule: messenger RNA, 1669 nt
Organism: Zingiber officinale
Lineage: Eukaryota; Viridiplantae; Streptophyta; Magnoliopsida; Zingiberales; Zingiberaceae
Product: WD-40 repeat-containing protein MSI4-like
Exons: 15
Coding region: 67-1470 (467 amino acids)
Biological process (GO): regulation of gene expression
Cellular component (GO): nucleus
Molecular function (GO): histone binding
Source: RefSeq, a predicted model, not a curated record